Messenger RNA from Komagataella phaffii GS115, 411 nucleotides. RefSeq lists its product as uncharacterized. Gene Ontology annotation, cellular component: RNA polymerase I complex; RNA polymerase III complex. The record is from RefSeq and is a predicted model, not a curated record. Gene Ontology annotation, biological process: DNA-templated transcription. The coding region runs from base 1 to 411 and encodes 136 amino acids. The transcript has a single exon. Lineage: Eukaryota; Fungi; Ascomycota; Pichiomycetes; Pichiales; Pichiaceae. Gene Ontology annotation, molecular function: protein dimerization activity; DNA-directed RNA polymerase activity; DNA binding.
AUGGCCAACGAGGAGAAUAUUAGCAAGUCCAAGCCAGAAGAGAUGGACAUAGACGAGGUUGAACAAAAUGUUGAAGAAGACGUGGAGGUUCAGUCAAAUAAAAUUACGUUACUACCUGGAGCAUCCGAAGACGGAACCGCUGCCUCAUUUCAAAUCUUAGAUGAAGACCAUACCUUGGGUAACUCUCUAAGAUACAUCAUAAUCAAGAAUCCAGAAGUCGAAUACUGUGGUUACUCUAUUCCUCAUCCUUCUGAGGCCAAAUUGAAUAUAAGAAUCCAGACUUACGGUGGCAUGACUGCCGUGGAAGCCCUACGUAAAGGACUAGAUGACUUGGUUGACAUCUGCGAUCAUGUUGAGAAAAAAUUUUCUGAUGUCAUUGCUGCUGGUGACUACUCUACCGAAGAGCCUUGA